GGUGGGUCUUUUUGAGAGGCGUUGCCGCACACUGACUACUGCACGAUUAUAUACCCGCCGCGUAGUCUAACAUUUUCAUACAUUGCGCAUUUCGCGGCUGCUCAGUUCCUCGUAAUUGUCCGAGCGUUAAGAUAUUUACAGAAACAAACAUUCAGCCAUGGCUAACUACAUUCACGUCCCCGACGAGGCUCCCGCUGUGCCCAAAAUAGACGUGACAGUUGACGAAAGCGACUACAGACCCGGUGCUCUGAAGCUGAUCAAGGAGCUGAGACCGAGCUGGAAGCCAUCCGAGGUUAAAUUGAAGUUCUUCACAGAUGGGAUAACCAAUAAGCUGCUGGGCUGCUACGUGGGUGCGGUCAUGCAAGAUGUGGUUCUGGUCCGUAUUUAUGGCAAUAAAACAGAACUGUUGGUUGAUAGGGAAAAUGAAGUGAAAAGUUUUAGAGUGCUACAUGCACACCGCUGUGCCCCGCGCCUGUACUGCACCUUCAACAACGGUCUGUGCUACGAGUUUCUGCAGGGAACCGCCCUGGAGCCUGAGCACAUCCGCAGCCAACCUGUUUUCAGACUCAUUGCCAGGCAGCUUGCUAAGUACCAUGCCAUCCAUGCCCACAACGGUUGGGUGCCCCAGUCUGACCUGUGGCUGAAGAUGGGCAAGUACUUCGCUCUCAUCCCCAAGUACCUCAAGGACCCUGAGCAGAACGCCAGGUUGCACACGGAGGUGCCCAGCCCACGGUGCCUCCGAGAAGAGCUGGUGUGGCUCCAGCAGAGCUUGUCUGUGCUGGGCUCCCCCGUAGUUCUGUGCCACAACGACCUGCUCUGCAAGAAUAUCAUCUAUAACCAGGAGGCAGGCAAUGUAAAGUUCAUUGACUACGAGUACGCUGGGUACAAUUACCAAGCCUACGACAUUGGGAAUCAUUUCAAUGAGUUUGCUGGCCUGAAUGAAGUGGAUUAUAGUCACUAUCCAGGGCGGGCCUUUCAGCUGCAGUGGCUCCGCUCCUACCUGGAAGCCUAUAAGGAGCAUAAAGGCCAGUGCAGUGAGGUGACUGACAGAGAGGUGGAGAUUCUUUUUGUCCAAGUCAACCAAUUUGCCCUGGCAUCGCAUUUCUUCUGGGGUCUCUGGGCUUUGAUUCAGGCCAAGUUCUCCACCAUCGACUUUGACUUCUUGGGAUAUGCAGUCCUGCGCUUCAAUCAGUACUUCAAGAUGAAACCGGAGGUAGCUGCACUGAACUUACCAGAAUAAAAGCCCCUGCCCCCUCCUUUUCUUCCUACCCUCCACCCUGCUGUGUGCCUCACAUGAUGACUGCACAGCGCCCUCUAGGGGUCUAUGUAGGAAAGAGCCAGAACUGUUCAGUGCCUACAUGUCCCAUCCACAUGUCCUUAUCUCUAUAGAUUGAAUGGACCACAGUCUUAUCCAUAAUCUGCAGUCACAUUUAAUAACCAGGAGGUAGCCCAAAAUCAUUUGUAGUCUGGGCAUGUGUGAAGUAUUGUAAGACCUGCUAUAAUGGGAAGCCCACAUGGCUACAUUUACUGUAGUCGUUUAAAUUAUUCUAAUAUCAAUUAGGAUAUCAACAUGAUUUCUGCUAUUUGUAAGGAGCUUUUCGAAUAGCUCAAAUAACUAUAAAUGGUACCACGUGGGUGGAAAAUUACCUCAUUCACAACCAAUACAUAGCAACCACCAGCAUGACUGACAGGUGGCCCAAACACUAAUCUUGAUUGCCUGGAGACAACUUCAUAGAAGCUCAUAUGAACAUUUUAUGUGGAAACCCCUCCAGAGACAGGCCAGCUAACGACCAAAUUUAUAAUGACAGAAAAGCAAUACAAAGCCUGCUUUGUUUGCUGAGUAACCAAGUUAAAAAAAAACAAAUGACAAGAUGGAAAGGCCAGUGCUGUCCUUAAUCCCAUGUGAUGAAAGCCACACUAAGCAAAAAAAACUUAUGGCCUGCCUUGUGACUCUUGUUUUCACCCUUAUUUUCCCCAGCAUACUGUACGUGGGUGGUGUGCCAGAAUAGCCAUGUAGUCAUUGUUGCUGUAUAGUUUGGUGAGGGCUUGUGUGUUUUGGCUUUCUAGACUGAAGGUAGAAACAUCAAGUUGUAGGAGAGCAUCUUGUGUUUACAUCCAACCUCCUCCCCUGAGUUUAAUAGUUGUAUAUCACUGAACAGUCAAUUGAGUUUUUCACUAUAAUGUAGGUUUCAUGUUUGUUUUGACACGUGCCUUUUGUCUAAAUCUCGACAGGGGACACACAUGCAUUUCACUGUAAUUUGAACAUUCCAUUGUUCAUAAUGUUAGACAGGAAUUUUAGUGGUAGCUCACAUGGUAAGUCAGCAGUGUGGGGAACAUUAUUCACUGUGACGUUGGCUGUAAGCCAUGCUGUACGAGACAAGACCAAACCAUGUCAGGGAAAGUUUGGGAGUUAUCUUUAGAUAUUACAAAACACUGCUGUUCAGUCCUUAUGAACGCAGGACUGACCAUUUCUUAUACUUGUAGACCAGUUCUUAUUCACACAUGGUGAUAGGGCCUUGCAGAUUGUUUGCGUUUGUCAUUUUAAGCUCUCAAUGUUGAAAUUAAGGUCUGUAGAAAAAUAUGGAACUUUUGGGGAGAAAGAAAGUGAAGUUGGUUAUCUUAUCUCUUAGUGCUGGUCAGCUCGGUAAAGUUAGACACAUCUGUUUUGAAGUUAAAAAAAAAAAUGCAAUGAAAACCAGCUGUUAGUGGGACCUGAGGAGCAAGAGCACCAUCUGUUGGAGAGAAGAAAAAUAAUGGCUGCUGUCUGUCACUGUUGAUAUUCACGUUUAACUUUAUUAGUGUUUUAAAAGGAGCUUUAGGAGGCCUUUGAAAAACGUCAUCUCUUGGUUAUUUUGAUAAGCCUACACCAAAGUGCUGACAUCUGUUUUUUUUGCUUGUACAUAAUGCGCACUGUCAUUUUUCCAUGUAGCACAAAGAGAAUUAGAAUGAUAAUUAAGACCUUUUUUUUUUUUUUUUUUCUUUUUUUUUUUAGAAAUUUCAGUUUUUAUACUUAUUUAAAUGGAAAUGUUACGGCUGUGGUCUUUUAGAGUGUGUGGAUGUUUGCUGGUGCAAUAACAGAUGAAUCUUGGGCAAAUAUAUUCAAAAAAGAAAAAGAAUUGAGCUUCCUGAGCAAUUUAAACCUAAAACUUGCGUGCAAAACGCAGUGAAACAAGUUUGUUUUCACAAUUUCCCCAAAACAAGUUACCUUAUUACAAGUUUGCCCAAAGGCUCUCUGCUGUAACAAGUGUGCAAUGCUCCGUGAAUAGACCAAUACUGAUGAGACUGGAUUGUCCACUCAUGUUCACACUGCACUGUUCAUUUACCAUAGUGAAGGAGCAGGUAUUGAAGUGUUAGUCUGCCAGUGUGCCUGUAAAAGCUCUUGUUUUGUACUUCUGGUUUUGAAGUUUGAAGGUUAGGCCUAUUACUUCUGUCUUUUCUUUAGCGUUGUGUGUCUUUCACAAUGGGGAAUUGAGAUGGAAGAAGUAGUUUGACUCAGACCUAAUAAGAAUUUGAAAUCUUUGUACAUUGGCUUUUAAAAUAUGUAAAAAUCUUCCAUAAAAGUGUACUUGAUGGUACCGAUUAACUGUUUGAGUUGUGUGGGAGGAACAUGUGAAGGGUCUGUGGGAGAUUACAUAUUAUUUCUGUUGGGUGUCUGAAAGGUAGAUUAUCAUACUAUGUUUACAUAUAACACAUAAAUUCAUGCAGUUUGUCAAAUUCUACUGCCACAUAGUCAGAAUAUUGAAAAUAUUUAUAAGCACACUGCUGAAAUACUGCUUAUAGGCUUUAUUUUCCCAUCCAUAUGAAACAAACAAACUUAUUUCCACUGUGUCAUAGGUCAUUUCAGUACUAUUUAGAACACUAAAUUUCAGAAGUGUGUUUGUAUUUAACAUUGUAAAGAAAUCUGUCCUUAUGCAUUCUCUCUGGCCACUGUAGCAUAUGUUUAUAUGUACAGUAAAAAAAAUGUAAUAAUAUCUUUGCCUGUUCUCAAAUGUGAAUGAAUGUACAUAGAGGAAGUUGUUUUAUUUUCUUUUGUUUUUUAAAAGUUACAUUAAAGUGAAUAGUUGCCUGGGGUAAGAGGUGAAAUUUAAAAAAUGACAUUUUCAAUACUGUAAACAUGCUUUGAGAAAUAAAAGUCUAUUUACCCUUA
This is a messenger RNA of Thunnus maccoyii (southern bluefin tuna), 4147 nucleotides long. RefSeq names its product ethanolamine kinase 1 (gene etnk1). Gene Ontology annotation, biological process: phosphatidylethanolamine biosynthetic process. Gene Ontology annotation, molecular function: ethanolamine kinase activity. Gene Ontology annotation, cellular component: cytoplasm. The transcript has 8 exons. NCBI's taxonomy places the organism in Eukaryota, Metazoa, Chordata, Actinopteri, Scombriformes, Scombridae. The coding region runs from base 158 to 1240 and encodes 360 amino acids. The record is from RefSeq and is a predicted model, not a curated record.